This is a messenger RNA of Penicillium cosmopolitanum, 906 nucleotides long. RefSeq lists its product as uncharacterized. The coding region runs from base 1 to 906 and encodes 301 amino acids. Gene Ontology annotation, cellular component: membrane. Gene Ontology annotation, molecular function: carbohydrate:proton symporter activity. Gene Ontology annotation, biological process: carbohydrate transport; transmembrane transport. The record is from RefSeq and is a predicted model, not a curated record. The transcript has 3 exons. NCBI's taxonomy places the organism in Eukaryota, Fungi, Ascomycota, Eurotiomycetes, Eurotiales, Aspergillaceae.
AUGGGCUCUUCACAUCCACGAGAAGAAGAGACACGCAGCGCAAAGGUUCCUUUGGAGAAAACGACGAGCCAUGAUGAGGGCAUGCCAAGUCGCGAGGCUUUGCUUGAGGCUCUUCAAUCUGAGAAGCCAUCGCCAUGGUCACCGAAUCUGAGGAAGUUGUAUGGUUUUUGCUUGAUUGCGUUCCUCUGUUCGACAAUGAAUGGGUAUGAUGGGUCCAUCUUUGGAUCACUUCCUGCAUUGGACUCCUUCCGAGAACAAUUCGGAGUUGAGAAGAACGGUUCAAAAAUCGGAUACAUCUCCGCCAUGUACACCGUCGGUGCAAUCUGCUCUCUCCCACUCAGUGGACCGGCAUGUGACAUCCGCGGAAGAAAAUGGGGAACAUUUAUCGGUUUGUCGCCGGUCGAUUUUUUUCUCGGACUCGGAGUCAACAUUAUUCGAUCAACGAGCUCCAUCUGGUGUGCUGAGGUCUGUCCUCCUGCAUAUCGCGGUAUUAUCAUGGCCUUCUACAACUGCACGUAUGCAGUCGGCUCGCUCAUCGCCGCUGGCGUUACUCGAGGGUCUGCUGGAUAUGGAGGCAAUAAAGCUUGGCAGAUCCCUCUAUGGUGUCAAAUGAUUUGUCCAGGAAUCGUUCUCCUUGCCGUCCUAUUCUUCCCUGAAUCGCCGCGAUGGCUUUUUUCGCACGGUCAAGAAGACAAAGCACUGGAAUUUUUGGCCUUCUAUCAUGGCGAGGGAAACCCCGAUCAUCCACUCGUGCAACUCCAGCUGCAAGAAUAUCGAGAAUUCAUCUCCCUUUCCGGAUCCGACAAACGCUGGUGGGACUUCAGCGACUUUUACAAGACCAAAGCAGGAAGAUGGCGAUUUAUCAACGCUCUCAUCACCGGAAUCUGGGGGGCAAUGUUCCGGUAA